AUGAACAGAUGUGCCGGCUUUUUUAAACGAUCAAUAAGGCGAAAUCGACAAUAUGUUUGUAAAAAUCAUGGCAUGGGAAAUUGUCCUGUUGAUAAAACACAUCGAAAUCAAUGCAGAGCAUGUCGAUUAAAAAAAUGCCUAGAAGUAGGCAUGAAUAAGGAAGAAAUAAUUUUUAUUUCUGCUCUUCCAGCUGUACAACAUGAGCGAGGACCACGAAAUUCAACGAUUCGUCGUCAAAUGGCAUUAUUACUCAAAGAGUCUAGUGAUUUGAUCAAUGCUUAUCAUACCGCGCCAUUUCUACGUACAAAUGGAAUUGCUGCACAUGUAAAUAUGAAUCUCCCCAUUACACCAUCAACAUCCAUGACAGUCACUACCGCAUCUUCUUCCAACAGGACAAGUAUAUCUUCUCCAAUCACUGCCGUUUCUCCAACAGUCGUACAUCCCACACCAAAGCAUCCAUUUGAUUUACGAAUUAAUUAUCAUGAUACACAUGAAACAGCUGCAAGAAUAUUAUUCAAUGCUGUUAACUGGGCAAAAGCUGUGCCGGCAUUUUUCGGUUUAUCUAUUCGAGAUCAAGUAAUGUUAUCAUUACUGGAAGAUGGUUGGAAAGACUUAUUUGUACUUGGUGCAGCUGAAAAUCAACUAUCACUCGAUCGAGAUGAUUUGUUAACCAAAGCGGGUAUUUACAGUGAAAAAUUAUCGUCUGAUAUUGAACAAUUACAAGAUUUUAUUCUUAAAUUUAAACAAAUGCAAGUUGAUUCAACAGAAUUUUAUAUGCUAAAAACUAUUGUCUUAUUUAAAACAGUAAUUUCUAAUUGUAAUGCCUCUUUAAACAAUUUACAUUUACGUGAUUUACAAAGUGUAGCAUGUUUACAAAGUCAAGCACAAGCUCUGUUAAAUCGAUAUAUAGCCACUACUUAUCCUACACAACCACUUCGUUUUGCUAAACUUUUAUCAAUGAUACGCUCUCUACUUGAUAUAUCAUCAUCAACAAUCGAAGAAUUACUUUUUCGUAAAACGAUUGGAACGAUACGAAUGGAACAACUCGUUAAAGAUAUGUACAAAAUGCCCGAUAUACCGUCACUGUUAUAA
Messenger RNA from Didymodactylos carnosus, 1092 nucleotides. The record is from the annotation of a GenBank genome assembly. Lineage: Eukaryota; Metazoa; Rotifera; Eurotatoria; Philodinida; Philodinidae.